CCUAGGUACAACAUAUGAGCAACAAGAUUAACCACUGAGUAAAUUUUGCCUUUUUUGAGGUUUGGAGAGGGCAAGGAAACACAGGUGGAUGGAUGCUUUAGUACACCAGGAACCUGAUGCACAGCACUACUGUUAUCCGGCAAUUAAUGGAUCCUGUAUUAAAGGCAAUCACACCAUUGCAGCUCAGGUCAUCUUGUAUAUUUUCUUUGUGGCAGGAAUAUUUUUUACAGUUCUUGGAAACCUGGUCGUCAUCAUCUCCAUCACACACUUUAAACGGCUCCAUACACCAACAAACAUACUGGUGAUGUCUUUGGCAGUGGCAGACAUGCUACUUGGAAUGCUUGUGAUGCCCUUCAGCAUGGUCAGAUCUGUUGCAGGCUGCUGGUACUUUGGAGAAGUUUUCUGUCAAUUGCACUCCAGUUUUGAUAUGUUCCUUGCAACCGUCUCCAUUUUUCAUCUGAUUUGCAUUGCCAUAGAUCGCCAUGAGGCAGUGUGCAAUCCACUGCAUUAUUCUAGAAGAAUAACCAUCCCCAUUGCAUUCCUUAUGAGUACUCUGAGCUGGAGCAUCGCAGCUGCAUACUCCUAUGGUCUUCUUUAUUCAAAGGCUGAUGAAAAGGGCGUGGAAGACUACAUUGCAUCUAUACAUUGUUUGGGUAGUUGUUUUCCUUUUGUUCUUUCAUUCAAUGCCUUAUGGGGUGUGCUGGACAGUUUAAUUGCAUUUUUUGUGCCUUGUGUUAUUAUGAUGGGUUUGUAUGCAAAAAUAUAUUUGGUAGCCAGGGAGCAUGCAAGAAAGAUCGAAGGCAUGAAUAAUAAAAGACCUGUUAAUGAGGAAAAUAGGAACAAACUGUCUCAAGGUUCUGAGCAAAAAGCAGCAAAGACACUGGGGAUUGUUGUGAGUGCCUUCAUUGUUUGCUGGUUGCCUUUCUUUAUAAAUUCAUUAAUUGAUCCCUACACUACCUUUUCCACCAAUUCACCAGUUCUGUCUGAUGCAUUUGUUUGGCUAGGUUACUUUAAUUCUGGCUUAAAUCCUAUCAUCUAUGGAUUAUUUUAUCCUUGGUUCCAAAAAACACUAAAGCUCAUUAUUACUUUCAAAAUAUUCACUCCACAUUCCUCAAAUAUCAAUGUAUUUUCUGAAAGGUGAUUGUCUGUAAGGUGGUCUUCCAAACUAAUUUUACAGUAAGAAAAAUUCAGUCUUAUGAGCUUCACAUUAUCUUGUAGCGUUUUAUUAACCACCUUUGAAUUAACUACCUAUUGGUUCUGGUUUUAAAAAGUCCAAUAUAUGGGAUUUUUCACAAUGUAUAUCUGAGACACUACAUUAUUUUGACAAAUUAAGAGUUUCUUAAUUUUAAUUGAAUGACUGUAGGAGGACAGUAUCUAACUGAAGAUCAUUUAUAUAUCAUAAUUAGUAUUCCCAAGACCACCGUUUAUAUAAUCAUUUCACAGAAAUAAUCAAUUUUUUACAGUUAAUUGACAACUCAUUUAAAUUGUUCACCUGUGUAUAAACUAAUUUUCAUCUUUUACCUGUAAAAUAAUCAAACAGAUGCCAGACAAUAUGUGAGGAAAUGUUUGUUUUUACAGUUGGUUGUAUUUUAGUAAUGUUAGGUUCAAUAAAUACAUGUGUUUCGUGUCGCCUUCUGAAGAACACACUGAA
Molecule: messenger RNA, 1651 nt
Organism: Anguilla rostrata (American eel)
Lineage: Eukaryota; Metazoa; Chordata; Actinopteri; Anguilliformes; Anguillidae
Product: trace amine-associated receptor 13c-like
Exons: 1
Coding region: 89-1141 (350 amino acids)
Biological process (GO): G protein-coupled receptor signaling pathway
Cellular component (GO): membrane
Molecular function (GO): trace-amine receptor activity
Source: RefSeq, a predicted model, not a curated record